Messenger RNA from Triticum urartu, 574 nucleotides. NCBI's taxonomy places the organism in Eukaryota, Viridiplantae, Streptophyta, Magnoliopsida, Poales, Poaceae. The record is from RefSeq and is a predicted model, not a curated record.
AAUCAGAUGCAUCACCCCUUCCCGUGCCCUCCCCUCCCCCACCAGCUACAGCGUCGCCAUCAGCUGCAUCGUCCAGGUCCUCGGCCACCUCCCCUCCACCACCGGCCGCUGCAGUCUCGACAGGCCGCUCCCCUCCACCACCAGCCGCAGCCUGCACAAGCCGAUCUUCUCCCCCACUCUGGACUCCACUGCCUGCUGCAGCCUCCACAAGCCGAUCCCCUACAGUCGGCCACAGCCUCCACCCUGUGAGGACACUGAGCAGGCAGUGCGUAUUGAGGCCCCACCAUCGCCAAACCACUUUCCACCUGUUUCGGCAUUGAUGCCAAAAGGAUUACUAAUUAAGUAUUUUCUGAGGGUUGAUACUGGUGGACUCUUCAACACAUAUCCUCAUCGAGGUGGUCCAUUUAAGAGCUUACAAGAAGCUCAGGAUGCUAUAGACUCCUAUCACAUUAAUCUGUGUAAAUUCAAGUAAAUCUUCUCUCAACUUUGUUUCUAUUUGUAAGUGUUGGAAAAUGCUCAUAUUUAUAUGCUAUGUCCUAUGCUAGCACCUUAUAUGCAAGUAUAUUUCUCUUUA